Molecule: messenger RNA, 1551 nt
Organism: Papilio polytes (common Mormon)
Lineage: Eukaryota; Metazoa; Arthropoda; Insecta; Lepidoptera; Papilionidae
Product: synaptic vesicle glycoprotein 2A-like
Exons: 10
Coding region: 1-1551 (516 amino acids)
Biological process (GO): transmembrane transport
Molecular function (GO): transmembrane transporter activity
Source: RefSeq, a predicted model, not a curated record
AUGCUGGCCGAAAGUAAUAAAGAAAUGAAAAGUGCAACCGAAAAAUAUAGCUACGAUGAUGCUUUAAAUUUAGCAGGUUUCGGGAGGUAUACUUACUGGAUGCUGUGCUCGUGCAACCUGCUCAUCCUGGCGAUGUACCUGGAUAUCUUCGGGUUCUCUGUGGCUCUGCCGGCGGUCGCCUGCGAUAUGGCGCUCACCAUUACACAGCAAGGCCUGCUCUCAGCUGUGCCUUUGAUUGGAGUGAUGCUAUCGUCAUAUGCAUGGGGUCUGUGCGCCGAUACCCUCGGUAGACGUAGAACCCUGCUCAUAGCGAUGCCGAUAGGCGCUGUUCUAAAUCUAGCUGCCAAUGUGGCGCCAACGUACGCCUCUUUAGCUGUACUUAAAUUUCUAUCAGCUGGCUUCACAUCGUCAGCGAACGCCGCCGCGUUUGUACUACUCGGAGAGACGACGCCUGCGCGACACCGCAGCCGGUUCCUCUUCCUGAUGGCCAGUGCCACCAUGUACGUCCAACUCGUCAUAUGCUUGGUAGCAUUGCCAGUUUUCGAGCUCUCCUUCGACGUUCACAUCCCAUUGAUGUCUAUGCGCUACCGACCCUGGCGACUGCUCAUGCUAAUCAUCAGUUUUCCCGGCAUCCUUGGCGUGAUAAGCAUGGUCUUCUUACACGAAAGCCCUAAGUUCCUGCUCAGUUCAGGCAGAACGGAAGACGCUCUUGUUGGACUGACGAAAAUUUACAAUUAUAAUUUUGUUGGAAAAAACGAUUACUCUGUCAAAGAAGUGUUCUUAGAAGAGUCGACAGUCAAUAUUCCUAAUGACGUAUCGUUCGUGCGUAAGAUAUGGAACCAAACAGCUCCCCUCUUCAAACCUCCGCUUCUAAAGAAUUCGUUAAAACUUUACUAUUUGCUACUGAGUGCUUAUAUGACGUCGACGGGCUAUACAAUGUGGGUGCCUACAAUGACAAAUGCAUACUUCAACGGUGAAGACAACUCUGGAAAAACGUUUUGUGAAGUCGCCAGCACUGCCUCUUCUAACUCGUCUGCAGACUGCAACAAUGUCGUUCAGCCACUAACCUUGUACGCAGUGGCUUGUUAUUCUGCAGUAUCUGGCAGCCUCAAUAUUAUACUUUCAUUUGUGGUCGGCAGCGUAGGAAAAAAGAAAAUAACAAUGAUCGUAUUCACUGUAUCCGUACUCAGCGGUUUGGCGCUCAUUUUCGUGACACUUCCGCUACUUAGUAUUACCCUAUUUUAUUUCUUCAACUACGUCUCUCUUAUCUUGGGUACUGUCAAUACAUACUUAGUUGAGUUAAAUCCAACUUACUUAAGGGGAAUGGCUACAUGUUUGUCUGUAGUAGUCGCGAGAGGAUUCGGCUUCAUUAGUGUACAGCUAAUUGCAUCGCUCCUUGCAGAUCAUUGUACACCCAUGAUAAGUGGAUACGUCGUUUUAGUUAUAUCUGGAUUGGCAGUAACUUUUUUACUUCCGGCAGAUGAAACAAUUAAAGCGGACUCUAAUGAUAUCGUAAAAAAACCGAAUGAACCAACAAAAACACGGUGCUGA